Molecule: messenger RNA, 660 nt
Organism: Monosiga brevicollis MX1
Lineage: Eukaryota; Choanoflagellata; Craspedida; Salpingoecidae
Exons: 1
Coding region: 1-660 (219 amino acids)
Source: RefSeq, a predicted model, not a curated record
AUGGCGGCGGUCAAGAUUCUCCCUCAGCAUCAGGCGCUCUUUGAUGCUGCCUUCCUUCAACUCUCCAGCCGCACCAACGCCUCUCCCUCCAUCCCUGUCACAACCGCAACGGCGGUAUCAUCAACCCCGGCUGCCACCGCCUCAAGCACCACCGCCACCUCACGCACCGCCACCUCGCGCACUGCAAGCACCGCCACCACUUCCGCUUCAACUUCCGCUUCCACCGCGGCCACUGCCAGCCCACCCUCGCCCGUCCUGGCUAUGCCCAAACUGGACCAGCUGCUGCAACGUCUGAAGAAUAAGCGCCGCCAAAGCCAUCGUCAGCAUGAUGCCAUGCUCGCUGCAGCCAUGGCCAUGCCUCCAGACCACUCUGCCUUUGACUUUGACCCAGAUGCUUUUCAUGGCCCUGUCACCAAGCGAAGCAAGCCCGAGCCCUUGGGUCAGCUGCCCUUUGACAUCUCCUUUCCUAUUGUAUCCAGCAGUGCGCCCAUCUCGGCUGUGCCCACCAUCCCAUCCACAGGGGCGGGCUCCAUUGCCAGGGGAGGCGCCGCCAAUGGCGCCCUUCCUUCCUCCGGCAAUCUUCCCCGCCUUCCCUCAGACACAAGUUUGCAAAUUUUUGAUUUCUCUUACGCAGCUUCUACUCGAUCGGCUGCUCCCUGA